CGCUCAUAAACUGCUCGGCUGGUCGUUGCUUCUCUCAAAUUGCGCCAGUGUACUUGCUUGGGAGAGAAAUCCGCCAUUUAGGACUUGGCCAUGGGCAGUGUAUCCUACCGGCACAUAAUAUGUGCUGAGAUCGUCUCCGUCACUACGGUGAUGCGGAGGAACUCCAGAUGGGCCAACACUACCGUGACGCUAAGUGGAUACGACUCCGCCCUCGCGAGUAGCUUGGGGCUGCGGAUAGCCGGACCUUCGCAUCCCAUCCAGCCCAGCGGGAGGGGAGGUCGCGAGAGGGACCUGAUGUCUGGCUUCCAGGUUCUCAAGAGGACUGUACAAGACGCAGAUGAUGUCCUAGCGCUCCCGCUAACGACCGUACUCGCUCCCUUCCUGGCCAUCAUUCGCUCGCCUCUCUCAACGGGACCUAUCACUUCUGCUGCACUUUCUUCUGUCCACGCGUUCUUCCAAUGCGAGCUCAUACGUCCGGAGGCCCCGGGGUUAGAGCCGGCGCUCGCGGAGAUGAGCAAUACCGUCUCGAAUUGCAAGUUCGAGGCAAGCGAUUCUUCGGGAGACGAGGCCGUGCUGCUCAAGAUCAUGUCUGUCAUCGAAGAUUGCAUGUGUGGCAAUGUCGGGCGGCGACUAGGAGAUGUCGAGGUGUGCGAGAUGCUUGAGACCGUGUUGACUACCUGCUGCCAGAUGCGGCUUAGCGAGAUCCUGCGGAGGUCCGCGGAACUCACCAUACACAACAUCGUGCGCAAGCUCUUUGGACGGUUACAGGAGCUAGAUCCGGAGAUCGAGGAGGAGAAAUUGCAACAAGUCAAGAUGACGGUCCAGACAGACGUGCGGCCAUCGGGAGACGGAGGGUCCGAGGCUCAUUCAGACGUACCCGCCGAUGCUUCUUCCGCCAGUGCUGCUCCUACGCCGGAGUUGCAGGUCGAUGCGCCAUAUCAACAGACGCCCGAAUAUGGGCUACCCGCCAUUGUCGAGCUCAUGCGCGUGCUUGUCAACAUCCUCGAUCCCAAUGACAAGCUGCAUACGGACUCCACUCGUCUCGUCUCGCUGCGCAUCCUCAAUGAAGCCUUCGAGACCUCAGGGACGCAGAUUGGUCAAUUCCCCUCCCUCUCAGCGCUCGUCGUAGACCACGGGUGCAAAUACCUCUUCCAACUCGCCCGGUCCGAUAACACAACCGUGCUCCACUUUGCCCUCCGGACCAUCAGCGUCAUGUUCCAAACCAUGCCCACGAAAUUGAAGCUUCAGCAGGAGCUCUUCCUAGCCUUCACCAUCGAUCGCCUCGCGCCGCCUAUACCGCCAGGCUUCAAACCGACUCGCGCGAACAGCGCUAACGCCGUUUCCAGGGUCCCGUCCCGGCCGGGAACUCCACAGGUUGCCCAGCCUUCAGACGGUGUAGAAGAUGCCGGCUCCGUCCCGGCCAGGCCCGCUGUCGCCCCUGCUCGAGGCGAGACGCGCGAGCUGAUGCUGGAGACGCUGAGCCAAAUUGCCCGCCAGCCGAGUCUUAUGGUGGACCUGUAUACCAAUUAUGACUGCGACAUCAACUGCGAGAACUUGUUCUCAAGAUUGAUCGACUUCCUCGUCAAGGGUGUCUAUCCAUCGCCUUAUUCAGGACCGCAGGAGCCUUUCCAGCGCAAUGCUCAGUUCAUCUGCCUCGAAGUGCUACUUGCGUUCGUAAAUCAUAUGACCGUACGCGCACAUACGACAGCGGAACCAUGGCCAUCGAACUGGCCCACACCGGAAGAACUCAAGGGGAACAAGUCGCGCAAGAACCUAGUUAUGGCGGGUGCUGCACGAUUCAACCAAAAGCCGAAAGCCGGUCUCGCGUUCCUGGAAGAAAAUGGCCUCAUUUAUGCCGACCUCGGGCCGGACGUGACUAAGGCGCAGAGCUUGGCCAGGUUUCUCAAGAGCUGUACUAGGAUAGACAAACGGUUGUUGGGCGACUUCAUCUCGAAACCGGACAACAUCGAGAUCCUCAAAGCAUUUAUCGGCCUUUUUGACUUUAAGGGUAAACCGAUUGCGGAAGCCUUGAGGGAAAUGUUGGAGACCUUUCGGCUCCCCGGAGAAUCACAACAAAUAUCCCGUAUCACCGAGACGUUCGCUGAGAUAUACUUUGCUUCGGGUCCGGCUGAGAUAAAAAACCAGGAUGCGGUCUAUGUCUUGUCGUACUCGGUGAUCAUGCUGAAUACUGACCUCCAUAACCCGCAAAUCCGGAAACGCAUGUCAUUUGAGGAUUACCAGCGUAACUUGCGCGGCGUCAACGACGGCGCCAACUUCUCUGACGAGUUCCUGCAUGACAUCUAUAACUCUAUCCGCAAGAGGGAAAUUGUCAUGCCAGAGGAACACACUGGGCAGCUCGGUUUCGAGUACGCGUGGAAGGAGCUCCUCACACGCUCUCGACAAGCUGGUGACCUCAUGAUGUGCAAUACUUCACAGUUCGAUGCCGACAUGUUCAAGGCGGUCUGGACCCCGGUCAUCUCCGCCAUCGCGCAUGCCUUCAUCACUUUCGACGAUGACUAUGUCAUCGAACGUGCGAUAUCGGGAUUCAGGCAGUGCGCCACGCUCGCCGGACAUUUCCAAAUGCCCGACGUGUUCGAUUACAUUGUCGUCUCACUUUCCCCAGCGACGAACCUCGUAUCGGACGGGGUACCGGCGAAGCUACCGAACUACGCGGUGGUCGAUGUAGACGGGCAACAGGUCACCGUGUCCUCGUUGUCUGUUGAGUUCGGCACGAACGUCAAGGCACAACUUGCUGCGGUUGUCUUGUUCAACAUAGUCAACGGCAACGGCAAUGCCUUAAGGGAAGGUUGGACUCAGAUCUUCGAGAUGUUCCAGACCCUGUUCUUGCAUACGCUGCUACCCAAACGCAUGCUCCACAUGGAGGACUUCCUUGGCGGAACCACCAUGAUACCCCUCCGAGGCAGUCAACCUGCGCGCCCCGCACCUAGGAAUGAGGGUGGCUUGCUUUCGGCGUUAUCGUCGUAUCUGAUGACACCUUAUGGUGCCAGUUCGGAGGAUCUCGUUCCGGAGGCCAGCGAGACCGACAUCGAGAACACGCUUUCCACGAUCGACUGCAUCGCGGCAUGCAGGUUGGACGAGCUUUACGGACAGAUCACACAAUUAAACGUGGACGCCCUUGUAGCGGCCUUGAAAGCGCUCGAGGCGUUAGCCCACGAACGGACCGUUGCCCGCUUGAAGCAAGAGUCGGACGAAGUCGGCUCCGUCUCACCCGCGCUUGAUGGAUGGCAGCACGUGCUGCCCUAUGAUCCUGCUUCGGUGUUCCUGCUCGAGACGAUGGUCAGCAUCGCAUCUCAAACGCCGCAGCACAUCGAGGAAACAUGGUCGAUCAUUGUCGAGCACAUAACGCUCCUGUUGUCCAAUCCGACACAGUACAGCAUCUUACUGAUCGAACGCGCGGUUCUUGGCCUGCUGCGCAUGUGUCGACUGCUCGCAGCCAAGCCUUCCUUACGCGACCAAAUAUACGUCUCGUUUGACUUACUUGCUCGACUGCCGCGGACAAUCACAAGCGCGGUCGCCGAACAGGGAAUCAUUGGGCUGUCGCUGAUCAUCAAGGAGCACCCCACGAUCAUUCGAUCGCAUACCGAGUGGAAUAUCGCGUUCGCCCUACUCCGCUCUAUGAUGACCAACAUGGAAGCCUCUCGCUUGGGAUUCGACUUCCUGACCAAGCUCGUCUCUGACGACAUGGUCACCCAGGACAACCUCGAGGGACUGGUAACGGCGCUGGAAGACUUUGCUAACAGGGCGGGCAUGGUCACAUUGGACCACCAAAGACAAGGCGGUCGGCACACGCCACUAACGUCCGCAGACUCACCAAUAAUGGAACGAGGACUUAAGGCCAUCGACCAGCUGGUCGAACUGAAGAAGGCUAUUUCAUCGCUCGCGCAAGCCGGCCUGGCCACUGACCAAGUUUGGCCGACACUCGCCCUCCCUCUCCUCGCCUGCCUGGCGCGCCAAGGCGCGAACCCCGCGCGCGAGAUCCGGCAGGCGGCGCUAGCGCAGCUACAGCGGCUACUGCUCGGCCCGCAGCUCGGACUCGCUCAGGGAGAGCAGGUCGAGCAAGUGUUCGACGCGGUUGUGUUCCCGCUGCUCGAGCGCCUGCUGGACCCGGACACGCUCCGUGCAGAUCCACAAGGCAUGCCGGAGACGCGGCUGCGCGUGAGCAAUCUUUUGUGCAAGGCGUUCAUGCAGUUCGAGGUACGCGACGGCAAACCGACGGCGGAUGUGAAGCGGAUAUGGAUCCAAAUACUAGACUUGUUAGACCGGAUGAUGAACGUGGACAAAAAGGAUCAGCUGCACGAGGCGGUACCGGAAACAUUGAAGAAUGUCCUGCUCGUAAUGCACGCAGCGGGUGUGCUCGCACCGCCGACGCUGGAGGACACGAGGGAUGAGCGUCAGCGGGCCUUCUGGGAGGUAACGCAGGAGCGUGUCGAUCGGUUCCUGCCGGGCAUGAUCGACGAGCUCUUCCCACCGCCGCCUCCACCCCAAGAGCCUGCCACUGCCGAUCCAGCUACCCCGCACCCGGCCGAGUUCCGAAGUGCCGAGGUGCCAGCCGCGGGACCAUGAGAUCUUGCUGAUCGUUUUCUCUGCACGUCUGCUCACACGGUGGUUCUGAUUCAAUAAAAUAUACUGUGCUCAGUUGCAUGUAAUCUGUAUGAAU
Punctularia strigosozonata HHB-11173 SS5 is the source of this 4678-nucleotide messenger RNA. RefSeq names its product Sec7-like domain is implicated in guanine nucleotide exchange function. Gene Ontology annotation, molecular function: guanyl-nucleotide exchange factor activity. The record is from RefSeq and is a predicted model, not a curated record. NCBI's taxonomy places the organism in Eukaryota, Fungi, Basidiomycota, Agaricomycetes, Corticiales, Punctulariaceae. The transcript has 21 exons. Gene Ontology annotation, biological process: regulation of ARF protein signal transduction. Bases 91 to 4584 code for a protein of 1497 amino acids.